Molecule: messenger RNA, 744 nt
Organism: Monoraphidium neglectum
Lineage: Eukaryota; Viridiplantae; Chlorophyta; Chlorophyceae; Sphaeropleales; Selenastraceae
Product: Serine/threonine-protein kinase SAPK4
Exons: 5
Coding region: 1-744 (247 amino acids)
Biological process (GO): protein phosphorylation
Molecular function (GO): ATP binding; protein kinase activity
Source: RefSeq, a predicted model, not a curated record
AUGGAGCGCACCUGCGUGCACAAGCACUACAUCGCCGCGGAGAUCCUCAACCACAGCGCCCUGCACCACCCAGGUGUUGCCAACCGGGACAUCAAGCUGGACAAUCUGCUGCUGCAGCCGGUGGAUGGGCUGCCUCAGCCGCUGCUGCUCAUCUGCGAUUUUGGAUACUCCUCGUCUCAGAGCGAUUCUGGGGAGGCGAGGGCCGACGGUUUCUCGCGCGUCGGCACGCUCAACUACGUCGCGCCAGAGGUGCUGCAGAACACUGGCUACGACAACCGCAAGGUCGACAUCUGGUCCUGCGGCGUCGUGCUCUACGCCAUGCUCGCCGGCAGCCUGCCUUUCGCCGCGCCGGACACCGCCGCGCCGCCCGCGCUGCUCGCCGCCAGCGUGGCGUGCAUGCUGCGGCAGAUGCACGCGCGGGCGCCGGACCUGCCGGAAGAUCUGAAGCUGUCGCCGGAGGUGGUGCGGCUGCUGCUGCGGCUGCUGGAGCCGCUGCCAGAGGCGCGGAUUGGGCUGGACGAGGACCCCUGGUUCCUGACCAACAUGCCCUCCAACGCGCUCGCCAUGAACCGCGAGUACCUGUCACUCCAGCCGGCGCGCCAGCAGACGGCCGCCCAGAUCAGCGCGGUUGUCGACGCGAUCACAUCCGAUGGGUGCCGCGAGGCAGCAUCGUCUUCAGACAGCGAGUUUGCAUCGUCGGGUGACAGCGACGACGACAGCCUCGACCACCUGGCACUGAACUAG